UGUUUGAACACUGGCUAUCCAUGCGACUGUUUGACCGAUGGCAAUCCCUGUGAACCAUGCAGGAUGACCAUCAAAGACAGGGAGAGGGAGGAGGCCCACCUUUCCAACGACAUCAAUGUACCGGUUCGAUCCGGGAGCCCAUGUGAACCGGAGCUGAACAUCCCUUCAAAUGGGGUCCUUAAGGAGCGAGGUCGACACCUCGGAAUGAUGCUAUCUGUGAUCAUUUGUUUAAACAUUUUGAUCCUGGGAUGUGCCUUGGUCAGCGGCAGUGCUUACAAAGAUGUUAAUAUCAGCAGCUCUGACCUGCAGAUUUUCCUCAUCGUCCUCCUCCUCCUCACCUCCAUCUGGAUGGUUUAUUAUGUCACCUUCACGGCCAGGACAGAAAAUGCUAUUGCAUACAAAGAUUGCCAUGCAGGACCUAUUUGGCUCAGGGGAGGACUUGUGCUGUUUGGACUGCUUACUAUCAUCAUGGACAUUUUCAAGAUAGCCAGCUAUGUGGGCUACCUCCACUGCGAUUCAGCUGUUAAGGUUGCAUUUCCUGUGGUGCAACUUGUCUUCGUUCUUGUGCAGACAUACUUUUUGUGGAUCCACGCCAUGGACUGUGUGGAGCUCCAAAGAAACAUAACGCGCUGUGGGCUGAUGCUAACCCUCUCCACAAAUCUGGUUGUGUGGAUGACUGCGGUCACUGAGGAGUCCCUUCACCAAACAACAGUUCCAGAAUAUCCAAGCAACACCACUAAACUCUCUGGACGAAGCCUAUACAUAAACAGAGCGGGUUAUGGUGACGAUACCUGCAAGUGCAGCCACACUUCAUGCAGCCUCUUCAAGGAGGCCUACUACUACUUGUAUCCCUUCAACAUCGAGUUCAGUCUAUUUGCCUCGGCCAUGACCUACAUCAUGUGGAAAAAUGUGGGAAGAGUAACAGAAGAACAUGGACACCGUAAAAUCAAAUUCCGCCCGACUGAGGUUUUUCUUGGUCCUCUGGCAGGAGUUCUCUUAGUGGUGGCGGGUCUGGCAACAUUUAUCGUGUACGAGAUGGAAAUACUUAAGUACAAUAGGGAUGAAGACAAGAAAGACCAAGUAGUAAUGAUCCACUUUGUCAUGAAUAUAGUGAUUGUGACACUAAUGUCUGUUUCAACUGUGAUCGGCUGUGCCAUCUACCAGGUAGACCACAGGGAACAUGUAUCAGACAAAAACCCCACCCGCAGCCUGGAUGUGGGGCUGCUGGUGGGAGCCUCACUAGGGCAGUUCAUCAUCAGCUAUUUCAGCAUCGUCGCAAUGGCUGUCACUGGAGCCAAAGGCUACCUGAACGGACUCAACUUAGCAUGGGCUAUCCUGAUGGUGAUCCAACUCGGCCUGCAGAACUAUUUCAUCAUUGAAGGUCUACAUCGGGAGCCCUUCCAUGAGGUGCAACCAAUCAGUGUGUUGGCAAAUCCAUAUGUGCUGGAGUCAGGCAAAGAUAUGAGCAUCCUUGAAGAAUCAGACAUGGACACAAAGCCCGGCCCGGUAGUCACAGCAGACUGCCUGCACAACCACACAGUCGAGCACAGGCCUAAACUGUUAUGGAAGAGACGGGUAUUGAAGGAGGUUUGUGCGUUUCUGCUGCUGGGCAACGUCAUCCUGUGGAUAAUGCCAGCUUUCGGUGCUCGUCCCCAGUUUGACCACGCCACUGAAACUGAGUUCUACCAAUUCAACAUGUGGGCUGCAGUUGUAAAUGUUGGACUUCCAUUUGGCAUCUUCUACCGCAUGCAUUCAGUUGCCAGUCUGUUUGAGGUUUUUCUGACAUCAUAACACUGCGGAUCACAUGAUGUGUACAGACAAAUGUUUUGACAAUAGAAAGCUGUUUUGUAUAAAGUCUAGUUUGUUUGAUGAAUAUUUGUUAUGUCUUUAUAAAUGUGUGAAGUAGUUCUUCACUGACAAAUAUCAUCACUUUCUAUACAAGUAUAUGUGUCAAAGUAAAUGUAUUCAAAACUUUAUUUUCAGAAGUCAAUAAUAAUGGAUUGAAAAGCUGAUCUUGUAUGACAUUAUUUUUUGUUUUAACCUAUGUACACACAAAAAUAAAGGCAAUAUAUGCAA
Messenger RNA from Notothenia coriiceps (black rockcod), 2076 nucleotides. It is a transcript of the gene otop2, whose product is annotated as otopetrin 2. Gene Ontology annotation, biological process: proton transmembrane transport. Gene Ontology annotation, molecular function: proton channel activity. NCBI's taxonomy places the organism in Eukaryota, Metazoa, Chordata, Actinopteri, Perciformes, Nototheniidae. The transcript has 6 exons. Bases 64 to 1791 code for a protein of 575 amino acids. Gene Ontology annotation, cellular component: membrane. The record is from RefSeq and is a predicted model, not a curated record.